AUGGGCCUUGGAGUCCUGGAUACGAAGUCCACGCAUGUCCCAGGCACAUCCGAUAUAUACGAGCAGGACAACAAUGUGAACGACCGGCUUCCCAAUACAUCAGGCCUCAAAUGCGACUGGUCGGGAAAUCAGCCCAUUAUCCUUGUCCCACAACCAAGCGAUGACCCGAACGAUCCGUUGAACUGGCCUUUAUGGCGACGCGAUGUAAUCCUCGCAAUUCUCUCCUUCGUGACCAUCCUAUGUACCGCCCUGAGCUCCAUUCUAGCCGCGAACACUGCCACCAUUGCAGACUAUGAGGAAAUAACAUACACGGCAGCCGCAUUGUUGACCGGCUAUCACCUGUGCGGUGUCGGCGUAGCGGGUAUUUUCAUUGUACCAACCGCUCGAGUCUGGGGUAAACGCCAUCUGUUCCUGAUCGGACAUGUCUUGAUGAUUAUCAGUUGCAUCUGGUCGGGCGUCAGUGGCAAGAACGUGAAUAGUCUUUUGUGGUCGCGUAUUUUCCAGGGUGUUGCAUUGGCACCGUUCGAGGGGUUGGUGAAUGCCUGUGUAGGAGAUCUGUAUUUUGUCCAUGAACGAGGCAAGCGUAUGGCUGUGUCUAAUGUUGCUCUAUUCGGCGCAGCCUUUCUCACUCCUGUCAUUGUUGGCAAGGUCACCAAGUCUAUGGGAUGGCAAUGGUCUUUCUACUUUGUGGCAAUAUUCCUAGGCGCUUCACUGCCGUUUAUGUUUUUCUUUGUGCCUGAAACUGCUUUCCGGCGCGCUGAUCACUUGAACACGGAUUUUAAGAGUACCAGUGGCCGCGAAGAGUCCUCGCUCAGUGGAGCUUCUAAUGAAGAGACUAAGGAGCUGACAUCAAACCCAAGGUUGAGUGGACCUUCGAGGACCACUCAAGCCGCGACAAUAAUCCCCGAGAAGGACUCUUUUGCUAAAACGCUCAGGCUCUUCAAUGGAAGGAAGACAGACGAGAGCUUCUUCAAGCUGCUUCUCCGUCCUUUUCCUUUGUUUCUGCAUCCCGGAAUCCUUUGGGGCUGCUUGAUCCAAGGUGUUGUGAUUGGCUGGGCGGUAUUCGUUGGUGUCGUUCUGGCAAUUGUGUUCCUCGGACCUCCCAUGUGGUUUCAGGAAGACAAGACCGGAUACCUUUACACAGGCGCCUUCAUUGGUUCUAUUGUGGGUCUCGUUCUGUCUGGUCUCUUCACCGAAUUCAUGACCAGAUUGAUGAUCCGAUUCAACCAUGGCAGAUAUGAGCCUGAGUUCCGUAUAUUACUGGUGAUACCGCAGCUUAUCUUCUGCGGCAUCGGAUUAUAUGGUUUCGGGUGGACCGCGAAUGAUGUUGUCCGCUAUGGCUGGCUAUUGCCGGACGUCUUCUUCGCAUUCCUGAUCGUCGGCAUGGUUAUGGGGGCGGUUGCGGGAUCUCUCUAUAUUGUCGAUGCCCAUCGAGAGAUGGCCAUCGAGGCUUUUACGUGCAUGAUAAUUUUCAAGAACAUGUUCAGCUUUGUCCUGACCUUCUACGCCUAUGACUGGUUUGCCCAUGGAGGCAUUAAGCAUACCAUGGUUAUAAUUGGUAGCAUCCAAGUGGGAAUCUGCCUGUUGAGUAUUCCCAUGUAUGUUUUCGGGAAAUGGAACCGCUCUUUCUUUGCGCGUCAUGAUAUCCUCGAGAUGCUUCAUCUCCGUUAA
Molecule: messenger RNA, 1671 nt
Organism: Penicillium bovifimosum
Lineage: Eukaryota; Fungi; Ascomycota; Eurotiomycetes; Eurotiales; Aspergillaceae
Product: putative MFS transporter
Exons: 7
Coding region: 1-1671 (556 amino acids)
Biological process (GO): transmembrane transport
Molecular function (GO): transmembrane transporter activity
Source: RefSeq, a predicted model, not a curated record